Diabrotica virgifera virgifera (western corn rootworm) is the source of this 1145-nucleotide messenger RNA. Its product is annotated as cathepsin L-like proteinase. Gene Ontology annotation, cellular component: lysosome. Bases 117 to 1064 code for a protein of 315 amino acids. The transcript has 5 exons. The record is from RefSeq and is a predicted model, not a curated record. Gene Ontology annotation, molecular function: cysteine-type endopeptidase activity. Lineage: Eukaryota; Metazoa; Arthropoda; Insecta; Coleoptera; Chrysomelidae.
AAAAAAAUUAAAAUAACACAUAAUUAUAAUGAAGUAUAUAUAACAGUUGCACGAAAUUUAUAAACAUCUUCUAGACGAUAGAAUUUUGUGAUCAAGAGUAUCAGUAAGAAUAGAUCAUGAAGUUGCUACUUGCUAUUGCGUGUCUUGUUGCGGGAAUCACCGCAGAUUUGAACGAUUAUGACCAAUACGUCCAUUUUAAGGCGAAACAUUCGAGACAAUACAGAAUCACAGAAGAUAAACUUAGAUUCCAAAUCUUCCAAAACAACCUUCAAGAAAUCGAAGAGCACAACGCAAGAUACGCCAAAGGAGAGGUGGGAUGGUUCAAGGGUGUCACUCCAUUUGCCGAUUGGACCAAAGAAGAGUUCAAGGCUCUACUAACACGCCAGGCUGCUUCAAAGCCCAAGCUUACUUAUCGCCAAUCGUGUAUUGCCGAUUCCAAUGUUACUUUACCAUUAUCUGUUGAUUGGAGGUUAAAAGACGUAGUACUACCUGUAAGAGACCAGGGUAAAUGUGGAUCGUGCUGGGCCUUUAGUGUCGUCGGUGCCCUGGAGGGACAGGUAGCAAUUCACCAAAACCAAAGAGUUCCUCUGAGUCCUCAAUAUCUUGUCGACUGCAGUAGGACAAAUUAUGGUUGUAGUGGUGGUAUUCAAGAGGAUGCUUUCGAAGAAAUUCGAAAUAUAGGUAUAUGUGCCGACGCAGAUUAUCCAUACGAAGGUCAAAAUCAGGAUUGUCGUAAAGAUGUCAAAAAAUCGAUUAGUUCUAUCUCUGGAUAUAAGGAAUGUAAUCCAACCGAAGAAGAUUUGAUUUCUGCUAUUGCUACUGUGGGACCCAUAUCUUCUACUGUCGAUGCAUCCUAUUGGUCAUUGUAUGUAGGAGGUAUCCUGAAUGAAACGGAUUGUGGACGUUAUCUCAAUCAUGCUGUGCUUGCUGUGGGUUACACCGAUGACUACAUCCUGAUCAAAAAUUCUUGGGGUGAAGACUGGGGUGAAGAAGGAUACAUAAGGCUAGCUAGAGGACAAAACACAUGCGGAAUUAACGAAGACAAUUCCUAUCCCGUUUUGUAAAUUUUAAAUUUAAAUUUGGGCCAACAACAAUGAAAAAUAUGAAAUAAAUUUAUAAUAAACCAAUAUCAUUGUACCGAUGUA